UUGCCAUUUCAAAACAGACCAGAGGAAGAGAAUCAAUAUGUGGUUAGCUUAUGUGCAAUUUGUGCUAGCAACUGUUAUGAUGAUUGUCUACAGCCAUAGAUGUAAGGACUAUGACCUGUCGGCCUCAGAUCAGUCACUGAUAGAUAUGAUGAAACAUUACCUUCAUACGUCAAGGAAAGACGAAUGUCCACCGCAAAGCAAAACACUCAAUACAGGAGUGACCUAUGUACGUUGGGGAAAGAAGGGUUGCCCAAAAGGAGUUGACAUAGUCUAUUCAGGACAAGUCGGUGGAAAUCAAUAUUCGUAUAAAGGAGGCGGAGUAAAUUAUUUAUGUCUCCCUAAUGAUCCAGAGAAUGGACAGCAUCAACCAUAUAGCAAUGACCAGGUUCAUGGAGGUGAAUAUGAACUUGGUUCAUCAAUGAAGCCAUCAGGAUGGUCAGAAAGUAUGCAUAACAAGGAAGUGCCAUGUUCUGUAUGUUAUCAAAAACGAAGAUCAGCUGUCAUGAUGAUACCAGGUAGACAGACUUGCUAUAAAGGAUGGAACUCAGAAUAUAACGGUUAUUUGAUGAGUGAUAAUAACGGCCAUUUCAAAAGAGACUACGCCUGUGUUGACAAAAGUGCAGAACCAUUGGAUAAGAAGAAUGGAGAUGAAAACGGAGCUUUGUUUUAUCCUUUACGCACCAAAUGUGGCAGUUUAAGAUGUCCUCCGUAUACCAAUGAAGUAGAUGUUCUUUGUGUCGUUUGUACAAAGUAAAACGUAUCAUAAAAUAUACGAAAUAAACAUUUGUUUUCCUUUUAAA
This is a messenger RNA of Mytilus californianus (California mussel), 800 nucleotides long. Its product is annotated as short-chain collagen C4-like. The record is from RefSeq and is a predicted model, not a curated record. NCBI's taxonomy places the organism in Eukaryota, Metazoa, Mollusca, Bivalvia, Mytilida, Mytilidae. Bases 38 to 754 code for a protein of 238 amino acids. The transcript has 5 exons.